This is a messenger RNA of Condylura cristata (star-nosed mole), 828 nucleotides long. RefSeq lists its product as uncharacterized. Lineage: Eukaryota; Metazoa; Chordata; Mammalia; Eulipotyphla; Talpidae. Bases 1 to 828 code for a protein of 275 amino acids. The record is from RefSeq and is a predicted model, not a curated record. The transcript has a single exon.
AUGUCUGGAUACCAGGGCAGCCGCCCCAACUCCUGCAGCCACCCCUACAGUGCCCACAGUGAGUCCUUUCCGGGCCGGACCCCAGCCUGGUCCUAUUAUCCCAACCUGGGCGGGGCUAGCAGCUCCAAGCGCCCCAAUACCCCCAGUGGUUUGGAGUCCAGCAGCUACAACAGCCCUUCAGGGAAACCCUACAACCUCUACUCCCCGAAACUUCCAGUGAGGAGGAUCUGCAUGGGCCGACCCUACAACUCCAAGUGUGUGGAGACAAGUCACCUGGUGAACUGCCCCAGGGAGGCCAGGAAGCCUGCUGGCCACGGCCUGCUCUGCACAGAUCGUCCCUCUGGCACCCUCAGCCCCACCUUCCUGGACCAGCUCAUCAAAGGCAUCAACUACCUCGACAGGUCCACCAGUGCCUUCUGCACCAAAUCAUCUCUGAGCCUGCCGAGGCUCGCAGCCAACUACCUGGAGCGAGCUGCCAGCGCCAUCUACCUGGACCAACAGGACCACCCCUACCCCCACAGUUAUUCCCACCCCAGCACCAGUAUGGCCGCCUCCCACACCUCCCAGCCCAGCACCUGCAUGGUGCGGUCCCCAAGGACUGCCAAAGCUUUGCAGGGUAUGGAUGACAGCACCAACGUGAGUUGCCCUCGACUCUACAGCCAGAAUGUCACCCCCCUGCUACCACAGAGGCCGGGGAUCAAGUUGCCCGAGCUCCCUUUAUUCGGCAAUGGGAUCUUUUCCUUAGGUCGUCUGCCCAAGGUCUGGGAAGCAAUCCGCGCUGGUUGGAGGGCUCCUGAGCCCACCCCUAAACCCUGCAACUGGUGGUGA